AUGUUGGACUGGAGGGACGCGCGAUCCCAACGCUCUCGGUCUGCUGAUCACGAUUCUGGAAAUUACAGUCAGUCCGGGGGUGAGCAGCAAAGUUAUUCUUCCUAUGGAAAUCAAGGCAACCAAGGCUAUGGACAAGCAUCAUCACAAGGCUAUUCUGGCUAUGGGCAACCAUCUGAUUCUUCAUAUGGACAGAACUAUGGUGGUUACUCCAGUUAUGGACAAAAUCAAUCAGGUUAUUCACAGUCCUACGGUGGUGGUUAUGAAAACCAAAAGCAGAGCUCUUAUGGCCAGCCGUCUUAUAAUAACCAGGGACAGCAAAACUCGGAAUCAUCAGGAGGCCAAGGUGGACGAGCGCCUUCAUAUGACCAGUCAGACUAUGGUCAGCAAGAUUCGUAUGACCAGCAGUCAGGCUAUGAUCAACAUCAAGGCUCAUAUGAUGAGCAGUCAAAUUAUGAUCAACAGCAUGAUUCCUAUAAUCAAAACCAGCAGUCCUAUCAUUCACAAAGGGAAAAUUACAGCCACCACACACAAGAUGACCGUCGUGAUAUGAGUAGGUAUGGAGAAGAUAAUAGAGGAUAUGGCGGGUCACAGGGAGGAGGUAGAGGGCGUGGGGGAUAUGACAAGGAUGGAAGAGGUCCUAUGACAGGAUCAAGUGGUGGUGACCGCGGUGGCUUCAAAAAUUUUGGUGGUCACAGGGAUUAUGGACCCAGGCCAGAUGCUGAUUCAGAAUCUGAUAAUUCAGAUAACAACACAAUCUUUGUGCAAGGACUUGGGGAGGGUGUGUCUACUGAUCAAGUGGGGGAGUUCUUUAAGCAAAUAGGAAUUAUCAAGACAAACAAGAAGACUGGAAAACCAAUGAUAAAUCUUUACACAGACAAGGACACAGGGAAGCCAAAGGGGGAAGCAACAGUAUCAUUUGAUGACCCCCCUUCAGCUAAGGCCGCCAUUGACUGGUUUGAUGGAAAAGAAUUUCAUGGCAACAUCAUUAAAGUGUCCUUUGCUACUAGAAGACCUGAAUUUAUGAGAGGAGGUGGAAGUGGAGGUGGUCGGCGAGGCCGUGGAGGAUAUAGAGGUCGUGGAGGCUUUCAGGGAAGAGGAGGAGACCCCAAAAGUGGGGACUGGGUUUGCCCUAAUCCGUCAUGUGGAAAUAUGAACUUUGCUCGAAGGAAUUCCUGCAAUCAGUGCAAUGAACCCAGACCAGAAGACUCUCGUCCCUCAGGAGGAGAUUUCCGGGGGCGAGGCUAUGGUGGAGAGAGGGGCUACAGAGGUCGCGGGGGCAGAGGUGGAGACCGAGGUGGCUAUGGGGGAGACAGAAGUGGGGCCGGAUAUGGUGGAGACAGAAGUGGUGGCGGUGGCUACGGAGGAGAUAGAAGUGGAGGUGGUUAUGGUGGAGACCGAAGUGGAGGUGGCUAUGGUGGGGACAGAGGAGGUGGUUAUGGUGGGGACAGAGGUGGUUAUGGUGGAGACCGAGGAGGCGGUUAUGGAGGAGACCGAGGAGGCGGCUAUGGUGGAGACCGAGGUGGCUAUGGUGGAGACCGAGGUGGCUAUGGUGGAGACCGAGGAGGUGGCUAUGGCGGAGACCGAGGAGGCUAUGGUGGAGACCGAGGUGGCUAUGGCGGAGACCGAAGUGGGGGAGGCUAUGGAGGAGACCGUGGGGGGGGCUAUGGAGGAGACCGCAGUGGAGGUUACGGAGGAGACCGAAGUGGUAGCAGCUACGGAGACCGAGGUGGCUACGGAGGCAAAAUGGGAGGAAGAAACGACUACAGAAAUGAUCAGCGCAACCGACCGUACUGA
Molecule: messenger RNA, 1794 nt
Organism: Chrysochloris asiatica (Cape golden mole)
Lineage: Eukaryota; Metazoa; Chordata; Mammalia; Afrosoricida; Chrysochloridae
Gene: TAF15
Product: TAF15 RNA polymerase II, TATA box binding protein (TBP)-associated factor, 68kDa
Exons: 16
Coding region: 1-1794 (597 amino acids)
Biological process (GO): regulation of DNA-templated transcription
Cellular component (GO): nucleus
Molecular function (GO): transcription coregulator activity; RNA binding
Source: RefSeq, a predicted model, not a curated record